AUUCAUGUGACUAAACUGAGAGCAGGACUGUGAGCAGAUAAGGUUAUAAGUAGCUGCGACUACCAGCGAUUUCAUUCAACAUCUGAAGGGAACUUACCGGACAUGAGAGUUUUAGUCGGUGGGGGAUCUGGCUUUGUGGGUCGUGAACUGACCCGCCUGCUGAGGGACAAAGGUCAUGAGGUGACGGUGAUCUCUCGGCAGCCCGGUCCAGGAAAGAUAACCUGGAGUGAGUUGGAGUCCAAUGGCCUCCCGCCGUGCGAGGGUGCCGUUAACCUGGCUGGAGAGAAUCUCAUGAACCCACUGCGAUGGUGGAACGAAAGCUAUAAGAAGGACUUGUUCUCCAGUCGAAUUGACACGACAAAAGCUUUGUCUCAAGCCAUUGCUGCUUCACCCUCUCCACCUCACUCCUGGGUGUUGGUAUCUGGAGUCGCUUGUUACAAACCCAGCCUGACAGCCCAGUAUACAGAGGACAGCGAGUGGACUCCGUUUGACCUCCUCUCAAAGCUGGUCAGAGAGUGGGAGGCCGCCGCGCAGCUUCCCGAGGACACGGCCAAAAGCACCAGACAAGUCGUCAUUCGGCCCGGGGCGGUGCUGGGUCGAGACGGCGGCGCCAUGAAGCAGAUGAUGCUCCCCUUCUGGCUGGGCCUGGGCGGCACCCUGGGGUCCGGACGGCAGCCGUUCCCCUGGAUCCACGUCUCGGACCUGGCGGGGAUCAUCGCCCACUCCCUGGAGCCGGCGGCCGACGCCCCCCGCCCCUCGCCGCAGGUGUUGAACGGAGUCGCGCCGGCUCUCAACACCAACUACGAGUUCACCAAAGAGCUGGGCCGGAUCCUGAGGCGGCCCACCAUCUUUCCCGUGCCCGGCUUCGUCAUGAACACGCUGAUGGGCUCCGAGAGGGCCGUGGUCCUCACUCAAGGCCAGAAAGUCAUCCCCAAGAGGACUUUAGAGUCUGGAUUUCAGUUCAAGUAUCCCGACUUGACCUCAGCUCUGACGCAGAUCGUUGGGAGUUGAAUGUUCUGUCAUCAUGUGUUCAUAUUAACGGUAAAGGAACCUUUCAUCAUGAGCGGGUGAAGAAUACAGCCGAGGCUAAACCCUCAUAUCUCAUUAUACUGGUGCUGUGUUUCAUAUUUUGUAUGAAUCAGACUUUGAAGGAUGAGCUGCAUCCUAGAAUAGCUCCAUACUAGAACAGGGAAAUUAAAAAUGACUGCUUUUGUUCACGUUUUAUUGAACUGAUGCCUUGUCUCUCUGAAUGAAUAAAACUC
Messenger RNA from Salarias fasciatus (jewelled blenny), 1262 nucleotides. It is a transcript of the gene sdr39u1, whose product is annotated as short chain dehydrogenase/reductase family 39U, member 1. The transcript has 6 exons. NCBI's taxonomy places the organism in Eukaryota, Metazoa, Chordata, Actinopteri, Blenniiformes, Blenniidae. The record is from RefSeq and is a predicted model, not a curated record. The coding region runs from base 103 to 1011 and encodes 302 amino acids.